Messenger RNA from Mytilus trossulus (common blue mussel), 646 nucleotides. RefSeq lists its product as uncharacterized. NCBI's taxonomy places the organism in Eukaryota, Metazoa, Mollusca, Bivalvia, Mytilida, Mytilidae. The record is from RefSeq and is a predicted model, not a curated record. The transcript has 3 exons. Bases 56 to 607 code for a protein of 183 amino acids.
GUAGCAUCGCCGUUGUCAAUUAGCAACGUCUGCGACUGAACGUUGUCGUCUAACCAUGCUGAGCAACAGAAAGCUUGCUCUUCAAGCUACUCAUUUUUCUUUCGGCAACGAUGAAGCUUGUCACAGGACUACCUACACACAGGACUAUACGACACAACUUUCAUCAUAUCAGCAAAAAUCUGUUUCUCCACCUUGUCCGGCAGAGAUAAUUCCACCUCAUAGAGACAUAAAAUGGCGUUCAUCUAACCAACAAGAAUACAGUGUGUUUCCAUCUAUAAACAAGGACAUUUACCAUCGUACCUUGCAAGAUUACAACGACAUUCAGGUUUUCAGCACUAGAGGUGACGUUUGGCGGAAUCCUGAAAAACUCCCGCCUAUAAGUCGGACAACGAUAGAUUAUGGAGAGCCUCAUAUACCAUGUACAAAUGUUACGUUUGAUCUGCUAAAGAAAAUACAAGUUCAUCAAAGAAAUGCUAGAGUAUAUAACAAUUCCAUAUAUCUAGAAUCAGAAGCAAUGCAGGCUUUCCAAUGGCCUUCCCCACAAAGAAUGAGACCAGUGGCAUUGUUUCAGUUUUGUAACGAAAGACACAGAGCAAGAGUAUCAUGAUUAUAUCAUUUAUGUUGAAUAAAAAUGUUAAACUUCGUU